Molecule: messenger RNA, 954 nt
Organism: Kuraishia capsulata CBS 1993
Lineage: Eukaryota; Fungi; Ascomycota; Pichiomycetes; Pichiales; Pichiaceae
Exons: 1
Coding region: 1-954 (317 amino acids)
Biological process (GO): succinate transport; transmembrane transport; fumarate transport
Source: RefSeq, a predicted model, not a curated record
AUGACCAAUUCAAAGCAGAAAAAUUCAGCCGUGGACCUGAUUGCCGGCGGAACGGCAGGCCUGUUUGAGGCAUUGUGCUGCCAUCCUCUAGAUACCAUCAAGGUGCGGAUGCAGCUGUACCGAAGAGCUGCUGGUUUGACCAAGAACAACAAACCCCCUGGUUUUGUCAAAACGGGGCUGAACAUUUCGCGCAAGGAAUCACCAUUGGCCCUGUAUAAAGGACUGGGUGCGGUUGUAAUUGGAAUCGUACCCAAAAUGGGAAUUCGCUUUUCGUCUUACGAAUUUUACCGCACAGCACUCAAGGAUUCAACGACCGGAAAGGUGUCCACGGGUAACACGUUUCUGGCAGGAGUAGGCGCUGGAAUCACCGAGGCGGUGUUCGUUGUGAACCCAAUGGAGGUGAUCAAGAUUAGACUGCAGGCUCAACAUCAUUCUAUGACAGAUCCAUUGGAUAUCCCCAAAUAUCGUAACGCUGCUCAUUGCUUGUUCACUGUGGUUCGUGAAGAAGGCUUUGGCACGCUUUACCGUGGAGUUGCAUUGACUGCUGCUCGCCAAGCCUCCAACCAAGGUGUCAAUUUCACCGUGUAUUCCAAACUACGCGAACACCUCCAGUCAUACCACGGAAGUGAAAAAUUACCGGGCUGGGAGACUUCGCUUAUUGGUCUGUUUUCCGGUGCAUUGGGACCUCUUUCCAAUGCUCCACUCGAUACUAUCAAGACCAGAAUGCAACGCGAAAGUGGAAAAAGCACCGAAGGUGCUGUUGCACGAGUCACUCGCAUUGCUUCAAGGUUGAUCCAAGAAGAAGGAGCUGCUGCUUUAUACAAGGGUAUCACUCCACGGAUCAUGCGUGUUGCUCCGGGACAAGCUGUGACAUUUACAGUGUAUGAGUAUAUGAAGGGCGCUUUGAAUAACAUGCCAUAUAUCGGUUCUCAGGUUGCGGUAUUUGAUGAGUGA